Molecule: messenger RNA, 1365 nt
Organism: Symbiodinium necroappetens
Lineage: Eukaryota; Dinophyceae; Suessiales; Symbiodiniaceae
Source: the annotation of a GenBank genome assembly
AUGGAUGAUGAUGAGGCACAUCAGCUUGACGUCCAUUUCACAGAACUGGAGGCCCACCUCGCAUCGCAGCUUUCCUACGGUGAGUUGGACCUGAGCCUUGCGGAGCUGCGCGAGGUGCGCUCCCGCUGCCAUGCCGUCGGCUUGGGUGCCGGUGCUCUCGGAGCCUUGGACGAUGCCAUAGCAGGCGAGGCCGAGGAGCUCUCCUUCAGCAUCGACAUCACGAGCGACGGUGACCAGCUUGAGAUCAUCUCUUGUGCAGGUGACUACCUGGCAUUGUUUCGGCACUAUGCGCUGGCCGAGACUCAAUACUGCAUCUCGAAGGAUGACUUUGGCUUAGCGCGAUGCCUGGCAGAGCGCCUGGCGAGGGAGCGUCGCGACGGGAAGGUUCCGGAGGAGCUUGCGGAGCUGGAAACUGAAGCCCUCAAUGCAGCGCUGCGAGCCCUGCAUCACGUGAAGGAGUCAGCCUGCGCUGAGAGCAGCUGGGAGCGCCGGGCCUGCCAGGUGCUGCACCUUCUGGACGACCUUAGCUCUGCCGCGGCUCCGGGCCGACUGGAAGGCUGCUUGGGAGAUGAAACGCCCCUGGAGUUCAUCGAGAUGCUCGGCUGCUUCCUUCGCUGCUCUGGCGCUGGUGCGGUGGAAAGUUUAUCGAGGCGGCUGCUGAUGCCAGCACCCUUCCUGCCUCAACGGCUGCCUUCCUUGCAUGGCGUCCAGCUUCCACCAGGUAUCCGGACCCUGUUGAUGGAUUCACGUGCCUUUUGCCAGCCCGGAUUGGAAAGCGCGGUGCGUGGCUGGCGCCUUGAAUUGCGAGAAGCAUUCAACGAGACCUCUCUUCGCCCGCCCUCGAACGAGCUGCUGGCCAGCGCAGCUGCUGUUGCUUGCCAUUGCCAUUUCACAGGCUACUGCAUUCCCCUGCAUGAGAACGACGAGGAGCCGGAAGGCAGCAUGCCUGACGGCGCGUUUACUGACUGGCUGGUGUCCGCAAUGUACGAGGUGCCUUGUCAAGAUGCAUCCGCUCAGCUGGAGGCCAUGGACUGCAUCCCAGAGCUGGCCGAGCUCAUUUGCAGGACCUGCAAGCAGCCGAAGGAGGAGGAAGCUUUGAUCAAGACCCUGGAGUACCUGUCCGAGCACGACUUGGUGGCCUCUCCGUGCCGAAACUUCUACGACUGCACUUUGUAUCCUCCGUGGCACUCUGCAGUGGAGAGCGUGGGUGUGAUCCCUGUACCUCUCGACGUGCGCUUAAAGUACAUCUCUCCUGUGUGGACUCCCGAGCAGGUUUCCUGCAGUCGCAUCCUUGUCGCUGGCUGUGGCUCAGGCCAUCAGGUGGCCGUUGAGCUUCGCAGCACGGAGCUGGAAGGUACAUCGGAG